Messenger RNA from Molossus molossus (Pallas's mastiff bat), 671 nucleotides. It is a transcript of the gene MGST3, whose product is annotated as microsomal glutathione S-transferase 3. Gene Ontology annotation, cellular component: endoplasmic reticulum; membrane; nuclear envelope. The transcript has 6 exons. Gene Ontology annotation, molecular function: glutathione peroxidase activity; glutathione transferase activity. Lineage: Eukaryota; Metazoa; Chordata; Mammalia; Chiroptera; Molossidae. Bases 99 to 557 code for a protein of 152 amino acids. The record is from RefSeq and is a predicted model, not a curated record.
CUCGAGCCCCGCCCCGCCCGAGGCCUGGGCACUGCACCUACACUUAGCUGCGCAGUUGCCGUCUGCACCAGCCCCUUCGGAGGCGAUACAGAGCCGAGAUGGCCGUGCUCUCCAAGGAGUAUGGGUUCGUGGUUCUGACCGGGGCCGCCAGCUUCAUCCUGGUCACUCACCUAGCCAUCAACGUCGCCAAGGCCCGCAAGAAGUACAAGGUGGAGUACCCCACCAUGUACAGCAUGGACCCUGAAAACGGGCACCUCUUCAACUGCAUCCAGCGAGCCCACCAGAACACGUUGGAAGUGUACCCUCCCUUCUUGUUCUUCCUGGCUGUGGGAGGUGUGUACCACCCGCGAGUAGCUUCGGGCUUGGGCUUGGCCUGGAUCAUUGGACGCGUUCUCUAUGCCUAUGGCUACUACACGGGAGAACCCAGCAAGCGCAGCCGGGGAGCCCUGGGCUCCAUCGCUCUCCUGGGCUUGAUGGGCACGACCGUGUGCUCUGCCUUCCAGCAUCUCGGCUGGAUUAGACCCGGCCUGGGCGGCGGGGCCAAGUGCUGCCACUGAGGGGCGACGGGGCUUUAAAAACUGUCGUUCAUCUUGAGUCGCUCACUUUUAUUUCCAGUUACUUUUUUUUUUCUAAAUAUAAUAAAAUUUAUCUGGCAUCCGCCUCAUACGUAA